Messenger RNA from [Torrubiella] hemipterigena, 1116 nucleotides. NCBI's taxonomy places the organism in Eukaryota, Fungi, Ascomycota, Sordariomycetes, Hypocreales, Clavicipitaceae. The record is from the annotation of a GenBank genome assembly.
AUGUCAUCCCUCCAAAACUUCACAUACACAUCCAAAACUCCCCGCGUCGUCUUUGGCUCCGGCUCCAUCUCCUCCAUCACCGCUGAACUAUCAUCCCUCAGCUGUUCACGCCCUCUCAUCCUCUGCACUCCACGCCAAACACGCCUCGCACAGCUCGUCGAUUUCCACCUCACAGAGUUCUUCGCCGACAUCUACUCCCAUGCCACCAAGCACACGCCCAAAUCCAUCACCAACAAUGCCAUCGACUUUGCCAAAUCGCACCGAGUCGACGCCGUCAUCUCCAUUGGUGGCGGAAGCACCAUUGGUCUCGGUAAAGCGUGCGCAUAUCACGGCGGCUUCAAACACAUAUGUAUCCCAACCACCUAUUCAGGCAGCGAAGUCACACCCAUUCUCGGCGAAACCAUCGACGGGGUCAAGACUACACGCUCAGACCCGGCUAUUGUCCCCGACACCGUCAUUUACGAUGUCGAUCUUACCUUAACACUGCCCCCGCAGGUCAGCGCAUAUAGUGGCAUAAAUGCGAUUGCGCAUGCUGUGGAAGCUCUCUACGGACAGGGAAAGAAUCCAGUAAUCACUCUGCUUGCUACAGAGGCUAUUCGUGUGCUAGCUAAUGCGUUACCAGAGAUUGUGGCAGAUCCGUUAAAUAAAGACGCCCGGUCAAAGGCAUUAUACGGCGCAUGGCUGUGCGGUUAUUGUCUUGGGAGUGUAGGCAUGUCUAUACAUCAUAAACUGUGCCAUGCGCUCGGUGGGAGUUUUGGUCUGCCUCAUGCAGAGACGCAUACUGCUAUUCUUCCACACGCUCUAGCGUAUAAUGCACCCGCAGUCCCCGAGGCCAUGGCGAUUUUGGCAAAAGUGUUCCCGGACAGUAACGGUGAUGCUAUCCACGGACUGGAUCUGUUAUUGGAUAGACUAAAAGUGGGUAGAGCGCUCAGAGAUCUUGGAAUGGAAGAAGAGGAUAUUGAAAAGGGCGUGGAUAUCGCAACAGAUAAUGUGUAUCCGAAUCCAAGACCGGUGACGAUAAUUGGCACCCACAGAAUCAUUCGGCGCGCAUGGGCGGGAGAACCAGCAACAGCCGACAUCUAAGCCCCUGAAUUAAAAACAAAAUUGGAUUUUUAA